AUGUCUCGGAAAGUUACCCCAUCCUACCUCCGAAAUAUCCGAAAUCUCUCCAAGGGGGAGACGAUGGAGUUUUUCCGCCAAUACAUCAACCCGAGUCUCAAGUCAAUCGAGGACCUCUGUACUGGGGUUGAUUUCUGUUUGGCUAUGAACCAACUGUUUCCAAAUUCAUAUGAUGUCCAAAAACUGAAACGAGGCGAUAAUCUGAGCGAGCGAGAUAAACGGAGCAACUUCCAUUUGCUAAAAGAGGCAUUCAAGGCAUCUGGAAUCAAGAAGAAUUUUCCAGCUGAAGACAUGAUGCAAAGAAAUUUCCAAUCCAACUUCUAUUUUGCCCAGUGGUUUGUGCGUUUUUUCGACGCUCACCGACCCCGAAACGAGGAAGAAUCUACCGACGAGGUCAUCUGCGACAGCCCGAAAACGGAAACGCUUUACACGGGGCAGAGCAGCGUACACGGGGGAGCUCGACUCAUAUCGCAGAUCGCAAACGCCAAAACACCGGAAGGGACAAAAAGAAACGACACCAUCCUCUCUCAGCUCGGGAACGGGUUCGGGUCCGCUUACAAACCCCGGCCGCUAUCUGCUGUGAAAAGCUCCGGUUAUGGCAAGUUAAGUUGCCGACCUUUGAAGAUACCCCGGAGGCCCACAGCGGAGUAUAGGGAGAACUCAUCCCAAACAGACGAAAUUCCAUUUAUCGAUGCCAAAAUCGAAUGCAUGAAUCAAGUUCGGGAAGAAAUGGAACAGUUACGGUUAGAACUGUCGAAGGCCGUCCGUACACUCCAGGAAGAAAACCAGAAACUUCUAGACAGUCUGGAUCAUUCCAAUUUGAAAAAGUCAUAUUUUUAUAAAAAGCUUGAUCAGAUCGAGAAUUUAUGUCUCGAUUGCCCACCGGAGUCAUUGAGGGCAUCUCUAAAGAAGAUUUUAUACGAGGAAGGUCUUCCAAUGUAA
This is a messenger RNA of Acanthosepion pharaonis, 942 nucleotides long. NCBI's taxonomy places the organism in Eukaryota, Metazoa, Mollusca, Cephalopoda, Sepiida, Sepiidae. The record is from the annotation of a GenBank genome assembly.